AUGAGCGAUUUCCUCUCGCUCUCCGUGCUCCAGCUGCUAUCGGUCUUGUCCUUCCUCACUUCCGUCCUCGCUGUCGUCUGUGUUGGCUCGGGUUCUUUCCACCGUCUUGCGCACAGAGUUGAGCACGGGGUUGAUGCCCCGGCUCCAGACAUGAGCAUCACCUCUGGAAAGCACCCAAUCUGGAACUGGAGCGGCCUCCCCGUCUCCUUUUCAUUAGACACCCUCAUCGGCGAGGAUGAGGAGCCCCAAGGGUACGUUGGCGGCACAGAGCUGACGAGGAUGGAUUGGCAGGUCACUGCUCGGCCACGUAUAGUAACAACCCCGUACGAAUCACGAGUCCCCAUGUCCAUGGCGAAGCUCAUUAUGACCCGCCACUCGCAACGACGACCAACGAGACAACGACGUAUUCCAGGAAUGCCUCGGCAAACAACGCCUCGCUCACGACUCGCUGAGUACUUCGCGUGA
Molecule: messenger RNA, 465 nt
Organism: Dichomitus squalens LYAD-421 SS1
Lineage: Eukaryota; Fungi; Basidiomycota; Agaricomycetes; Polyporales; Polyporaceae
Exons: 3
Coding region: 1-465 (154 amino acids)
Source: RefSeq, a predicted model, not a curated record